Molecule: messenger RNA, 318 nt
Organism: Lynx canadensis (Canada lynx)
Lineage: Eukaryota; Metazoa; Chordata; Mammalia; Carnivora; Felidae
Product: multifunctional methyltransferase subunit TRM112-like protein
Biological process (GO): rRNA (guanine-N7)-methylation; tRNA methylation; peptidyl-glutamine methylation
Molecular function (GO): protein heterodimerization activity
Source: RefSeq, a predicted model, not a curated record
AUGGGCGGGUCGAACCCUGCGCAGUUCGACCUUGACUUCGUGUCCCGUAUGAUACCCGAGGUGGAGCGGGCAGCGCUCCUGGAGGUGGCCACUACCUUGCUUCUGGUUGAAGUGCCCGAAAGGCCGAUUCAAGAGGAGCAUGAUGAAGAAUUUCAGAAGAUGUACCACUCGCUGCUAGAAGGGGAUGUGUCAGAGGGCACUUUGCAAAGUCCCGAGGGCGGACGUCUGUUCCGCCACACCGGUGGGAUCCCCAAUAUGCUGCUGAAUGUGGAAGGCGCCCAGACUUACCUGUGCCAGGUAGCGGUUUUCAUCCUGUGA